Carya illinoinensis is the source of this 2388-nucleotide messenger RNA. Its product is annotated as ubiquitin carboxyl-terminal hydrolase MINDY-3-like. Lineage: Eukaryota; Viridiplantae; Streptophyta; Magnoliopsida; Fagales; Juglandaceae. Bases 245 to 2065 code for a protein of 606 amino acids. Gene Ontology annotation, molecular function: cysteine-type deubiquitinase activity; K48-linked deubiquitinase activity. The transcript has 7 exons. The record is from RefSeq and is a predicted model, not a curated record. Gene Ontology annotation, biological process: protein K48-linked deubiquitination.
CCGCUGUUAUUUGCUCCCUCUUCGAGUUUCCCUUUCGUUCGUCGUCAUUCUCUUCUUCUCCUUUCCCUUACACCAAGCCCUAGUUCUAUUACUCUUCGUACAAUUCGUUCGGUUCUUCUAGACACGCGAUUCGACGAUGGACUUCCAUAAAGAAUUGUUUUGAAUUACUGAAGUAGCCCGAGUUUUCUCAAUUCUGUUCGGUUUCGCAUUGAUUUUUGGUUUUGGAUCUGCGAGGAGAGUUUCCAUGGCGGAUCAGGAAGAGGAGGACCUGCGAAUGGCCCUGAGGAUGAGUAUGCAGCCCUCUCCCCCCGAGCCAAAACGGAGCAAGCCCAGGGACGCUCCACCCGGAUCUCCGGCUGACUCGUCGAUGGAGUCGCCAGAGGCCAAGAACCGGCGGAUGCAGCGGGAGCUCAUGGCCGCCGCCGCAGAGAGGCGAAUGCUGCCGGUUAGGACCGCCACUCCCAUGGCGGGUGUGCGUUCGGGUUCCACAUUGCAGGUUGAUAAGAAAGAGGGGAAAUUAGGGGUGGAAGAGGUGAGUUGGGGGAAGGAACUAUCGGAGGAGGAAGCGAAGCAGCUGUUUUCGAUGGUGUUUGGGAAUGAGGUUUCGAAGGACAUCCUCGCACAAUGGACUAAUCAGGGAAUAAGGUUUAGUUCUGAUCCAGAAACAUCUAUGGGCCUAGUGCAACAUGAAGGUGGGCCCUGUGGCGUCUUAGCAGCCCUACAGGCAUAUGUUCUCAAAUACAUUCUUUUCUUUCCAAAUGAAUUAGGUAGCGUGACACAGAAUUUGGGUUCAAGGAGAUUGUCUACAGGUGAAUGUAUUGCAUCAAAUAAUUUUCCUUCUCUCACCGAAGAUGCAAAAGCAAGAGCCCUGGUUAGAAGUAUGGUUGAGAUAUUGUUUUUAUGCGGAGAUAGUAAAAGUGUUGUGGUGGCAACUCUGAAUGUCAUAACCCACAAUGUUGAGGCUGAAGACGGUUUGAGGGAGGAGAUCAUUGCAAAAUCACUUGAUGGUCUGUCAAUUGAAUCGGCAUCUGACUUGCAGAAAAUUCUAAGAGUUGACACAUACACAUCGCAAGAAAGUGCAUUUCAGAUUCUCCAACAAUUGAUUCCCUUUUUCCAAAGUCGUAUGGGGGCAAUGCUAUUUCUUAUUUCUGCUUUACUUUCACGAGGACUGGACUCUGUUCAAGCUGACAGGGAUGAUCCCAGCCUACCUCUAGUCACUGCUCCAUUUGGGCAUGCCUCUCAGGAAAUUGUAAACCUACUGCUCUGCGGCCAGGCUGUCCCUAAUGUGUUUGAUGGUAGGAUGGACUUGGGUGGUGGCAUGUUUCUAAAGGGCAUAUUCAGAAAUGUGGAAGUUGGAUUCCUCACUCUGCUAGAAUCUCUCAAUUUCUGCAAGGUUGGACAGUUUCUGAAAUGCCCAAAAUGGCCAAUAUGGGUUGUCGGGAGUGAGUCCCAUUAUACAGUCAUAUUUUCUCUUGAUACCACUGUUCAAGACGAGAAUGAACUGGAAGAAAGGGAAUCACAGGUACGGAAAGCUUUUGAUGCUCAAGAUCAGAGUGGAGGUGGUGGCUUCAUUAGUGUGGAAGGCUUUCAUCAAGUUCUCAGGGACACAAACAUCAAGCUCACCCCUGAGAAAAUUGAUCACCUUUGCAACACGGGUUUUAUUGUAUGGAGUGAGUUCUGGCAGGUUAUUUUAGAUUUGGACAAGAGCUUGGGAGGUUUAAAGGAUUCAUCUGGAUUGAUGGGCAAGAAGGUGUUUGACCUUUACCAUUUUAAUGGGAUUGCGAAAUCAGAUUUGAAUGGCAGCCACAUAACAACUGGAGGUGAAACUCCCGUGCAAAGACCGAGGCUUACAAAAUUGAGGGUUUCAGUACCACCAAGGUGGACGCCUGAGGAAUUCAUGGCUGAUGUACCAGUGUCCUCGGCUUCUGGUGGAAAUGAAUCUGGAGGGAAAGAGACUGAAGCUAAACCGGAGCCAUCUCAGCAUGCUCCUUUGGUGGACUGCAUACGAACACGCUGGCCCCGUGCUACUUGCAAUUGGGUGGGGGAUCACCCUAGUAUUGUGUGAAUGAUUUAAUGAUUGGGUCCGUUCUUAGUUGUGGGAACCAUAGACAGCAUGAAUGGAAAAACAAGCACAGGUAAAGUGAGGAUAGAUUUGCUUGUUUGGUUUGAUUGCGUUUCAGGGCACAUGAAUCGGGUCCAUGAACUGGUUUUGUCAGUCUGAAAUAUGUGCAUAGCCAUUUGUACUCUAUAUUCUGUAUGUUUGACUCCCAAUUAGAUUUUGAUAUGUCAACACAAGCAAACGGAAAGAACUUUGUGAUAUUCUUGUCACUUGAGUUGUAAAAUUCAUUCAUGUCAACCUUUAUCGAUUAGAGGAACAUUUUCUUUUUC